Staurois parvus is the source of this 1682-nucleotide messenger RNA. The record is from the annotation of a GenBank genome assembly. NCBI's taxonomy places the organism in Eukaryota, Metazoa, Chordata, Amphibia, Anura, Ranidae.
AACAUAUUUGGGAAGAAUAUUUUUAAAAUAUAUUUUAAAUAUAUUUUUCUUCCAUAUGGGUUGGUCUCUCUUCCCUUUGCACUCUUUCUCUCACCUAUCUCUCACUCUCUCUGCAGGUUAGUGAUCCACUCUGGUAGCUCCACCCUCUCCCCAUUGAUCUACGACUCUGACAGAGAUGAUGCCCCAGAGCGGGGUCUGCUGAGUGAUGCCCAAUCCCUUUACAUCGAGCUGGUCUCGGAGAACCCAACUGCACCCCUUCUGCUCAGCCUGCGCUAUGAAGUGUUUUCCGAGACACGGUGUUAUGAGCCUUUUUUGGCCCAUGGGAAUUUCAGCACCACAGACCACCUCUUCUCUGUGGGGACCCUGGUUUCCUUCUCCUGUAACGCAGGGUACAUGCUCGAACAAGGCCCGCCGGUCAUAGAGUGCGUGGACCCGGCCGAUCCUCACUGGAAUGAGAGCGAACCGGUCUGCAAAGCGCUGUGCGGAGGAGAGAUCUCUGAGCCAGCUGGGGUAAUCCUUUCUCCGGAUUGGCCCCAGAAUUACGCCAUGGGCCAGGACUGCGUGUGGGGGAUCCACGUUCAGGAGGAUCGCCGGGUUCUGCUGGAGAUAGAAAUUCUCAAUAUCAGACGGAGCGAUGCCUUGACGGUAUACGAUGGUGAUGACCUCACAGCCCGGGUCUUAGGACAGUACAUGGGAGUCCAUCAACGCUUCAACCUCUUCUCUUCCGCCAACGAUGUGACCAUCCAGUUCCAGUCUGACCCCAAUGACCCAGUGUUCAGCCUGAGCCAAGGCUUCAUCAUCCACUUCAAAGAGGUGCCCCGGAAUGAUACCUGCUCAGCACUGCCUGACAUUCAGUCUGGCUGGAAGACGUCAUCGCACCCGGAUCUCAUCCGCGGCACGGUCGUCACCUAUCAGUGUGAACCUGGUUAUGACAUCAUUGGCUCAGACAUUCUGACCUGCCAAUGGGAUUUGUCCUGGAGCAAUGCCCCUCCCACCUGUGAGAAGAUUCUUAACUGUGCGGACCCCGGGGAGAUUGCUAACGGCAUCCGCAGGGCGUUCGAUCCACGGUUUUUCCUAUUGGCUCUCAUGUCCAUUAUUCCUGCAACGAGGGCUACACGCUGGAGGGCAGCGAGAUCCUCACUUGUUACAACAGAGAUACCGGAACCCCCAAAUGGAGCGACCGCAUCCCCAAAUGUGUCUUGAAGUACGAGCCUUGCCUGAACCCCGGAGUUCCAGAGAAUGGAUACCAGACCCUGUACAAGCACCAUUACCAGGCAGGAGAGGCUCUGCGCUUCUUCUGUUAUGAAGGUUUUGAGCUCAUCGGAGAAGUGACCAUCAUCUGCGUCCCCGGGCACCCAUCCCAGUGGUCCAACCAGCCUCCUCUCUGUAAAAUCACCUAUGAGGAGCUCCUGGAUGACAGGAAGUUGGAAGUUGCCCAGACAACAGACCCCUCCCACCAGAUGGAGGGUGGGAACAUUGCACUGGCAAUCUUCUUGCCCAUCAUAUUGGUCAUCCUUCUGAUUGGUGGGAUAUACAUCUACUACACAAAGUUUCAAGGAAAGUCUCUUUUUGGAUUCUCCUUCCCAGCUUCCCAUUCUUACAGUCCCAUCACCGUGGAGUCCGAUUUCAACAACCCAUUAUAUGAGGCUGGGGAUACCCGGGAAUACGAGGUGUCAAUUUGA